Messenger RNA from Penicillium antarcticum, 1176 nucleotides. RefSeq names its product putative peroxisomal membrane anchor protein (Pex14) (gene pex14). The coding region runs from base 1 to 1176 and encodes 391 amino acids. NCBI's taxonomy places the organism in Eukaryota, Fungi, Ascomycota, Eurotiomycetes, Eurotiales, Aspergillaceae. Gene Ontology annotation, cellular component: peroxisomal membrane; peroxisomal importomer complex. Gene Ontology annotation, biological process: protein import into peroxisome matrix, docking. The transcript has 4 exons. Gene Ontology annotation, molecular function: signaling receptor binding. The record is from RefSeq and is a predicted model, not a curated record.
AUGGCUCCUCGUGAGGAGCUGAUUGCCUCAGCUAUUACCUUCCUACAGGACCCCUCGGUCGCAUCUUCGCCAAUUGAGAAGCGAGUUUCAUUCCUCCAAUCCAAGAACUUAACCCAAGAGGAGGUCGAUAUCGCCUUAUCGCGAGUGGGCGAGGACCCAUCUGCCGCGGCCGCAGCCACAGCUGCUUCGUCCCCGGCGCCCAACUAUUCUUCACAACAGGUUGCUUACCGGCAACCACCACCUCCUCCUCAGGGAUAUGGAUACCCCCCAUAUAACCAAUGGCAACCGCCUCCUGAGCCACCCAAGAGAGACUGGCGCGAUUGGUUUAUUAUGGCAACAGUGAUGGGCGGAGUUGGCUACGGAUUGUAUUUUGUCACCAAGGUUCGAUACUCUCCUCGUUGUACAUGGUGGAAUGGCACUGACCGAAAUGCAGCGUUAUAUCUCACCUUUAAUCGCCCCGCCGACUCCCCCCAGUUGGAGCAAGAUAUGGAGAACAUCGAUGAACAAUUUUCGCGCGCAUUUACUCUGAUUGAACAACUCUCAACUGAUACUGCUGCCUUGAAGUCCGCCGAAGAAGCCCGAACUGAGCGUCUCGAUAGCGCUCUCAAGGAUGUGGAGACUCUUGUCGCUGAUCUCAAGAACUCAUCCCGCCGGAGAGAUGAUGAAACUCGUCGCAUCAGCGAUGAAGUCAAGUCAUUGAAGGAUGCUAUUCCUAAGGCCCUCGAGGGUGCUCGGGAAGGUAAUGAGAACCGAUUGAAGGACCUCGGAACCGAGCUCAAGAGCUUGAAGGUCUUGCUAGGUAACCGCCUUGGUAGUAGCGGAGCUACUCCUGUUGCUGGCCGUACUGUUGGAUCUACUCCUAUCCCCACUGCUCCUCGUCAGACUUCGGAGGAAACUCCCGCCAGCUCCACCACCCCCGCUCCCUCCAAUGGUCUCGCUGCCUCUGUUACCCCAGCCGAACAAGAGCCCACCCAGGCCACUGCCGCAGCCACCCCAGCUGCUUCCAGCCCAAACACCAACAACCCCCUCGCCAAGCUCGGUCGGUCAGCCUCCAUCCCAGCUUGGCAAAUGGCCGCAGCCAACCGGUCCAAGGCCAACUCGGAAUCGAGUCAGCCUUCUACUCCGGCUGAGGCGGCUGCUAGCCCCAGCCAGGAGCAGGCUGCUCCUCCCAGUUAA